AUGUAUGAUGACAUCAACUCAAAGAACAAGAUCUUCUUCUGGUGCAUCAUUGGUGUUGCUAUUUUCUUAUUGCUUGUUUUCGUCGCAAUCAUUGCUAUCUCAUGGAAGAGACUUAACAAUGAUAAGACAGCAAUUUACAAGACAUUGAUGUCCCUUCCAAAGAACGUCGUUUCUUCUAUCAACGAGAACUUGAGACAGUUGCAGAAGAACACAGACUUAGGAGGCACAAAGACACAACAAUCUGAAGGCGAAAGAAACAAGCAAGAAGAAAACUUGCUUAAGAUUUUCGUCACUGCAUCAGAUUCAUCUGGAACUGUUGGUGAUUUCGCACAGCUUGCAAUUGCAUUCGUCUUCAUCAUGCUUUGCUCAAUUGCUUACACAACAAUUCUCUUCUUGUUGUACGAGAAAAUCGGCACACUCAUCAAAGAGAACGCUCCACAGGCAAACAACAUGUUUGGCACUGCUUCUUACAUCACUUUGCUUGCAUUGUCUGUCAACCAAAUCAUUGGUGUCGCAAACGGACAUCCAGCUGUUGAGUCUGACUUUAUCUUAGGAUUGACAACACAGGCAAACACAGUUCUCCAGACAAUGUACGUUUACUACAACAAGAUCAGGUUCGGUGAUGGAGAAUCCCUCCCAUUCCCUCACUUCGAAACACUCGCAACAAAGGCUAUCGAAAACGCUGGUUGCAACAUUACAAAACCUCCGGCCAAUUUGACAGAGGUUUUAGCCUGCUACUCACCAGAUAUCAUUGUCAGGUACUUGAGUCCAUUGAUGCACAGAAUUGUUGAUCCAAUCAACGCUACAAGUGGUCUAAUUAAGGCCAGCGACAGACAAGAUGUCUUCUGGGUUUUGACAGCCUACAGAUUAUUUGAUGAUUUCUUCUAUCCAGGCGCACAACAAAUUUCAUCUUCCCUUGACAGUGGCAUCAACCACGAGAUCACAUUCUCUGGUAUUUUGACACUUGUCUUCAUCAUUCUCAUUCUCAUCACAAUCGGCGUCAUCAUCUACAAGCUCCACAUGAUUGACAAGAAGCUCAGAUUCACACUUGGUUUGUUACUUUCUUGCAACCCAUCAACUGUUAUGCAGAACUCCCAGAUCGUAUCCAUUUUGACAGGUAACUUCUCAAAGACAUCAACAGAUACAGCAACACGUGAUGCACAGUUCUACAAGUUGCUCGUCCAGGAUAUGCAAGAUUCUGUCAUUGUUACAAACCAACAGUUCGAAAUUGUUUCUUGGAACAAGGCUUCUUCAGCCAUUUUCGAUGUCGAUUUCACAAAGAACAACAACUUCCAGCAGCUCUUGACUUCCAGUGAGUUCUCUGGUGAUGUCACGGCCCUCUUCGACGCAACAUCGAAGACAGGAAAGACAGAGAUCAAGUACAACCACAAGAAUGAUACAAAGGUUCUCAACAUCCAGGCAAACUCAUUCGGUAGCAAUGUCGUUUUCACAACACAAAACGUUACACAGAACUUCAUGUACAACAAGCUUAUCGCCGAAGAAAGAGCAAAGAGUGAUACAUUACUCGCUUCAAUCCUUCCAGCUUCUUUGGUUCCAAGAGUUCAGCGUGGUGAAAAGAACAUUUCUUUCGCUGUUCCUUCUGCUUCAGUCGUUUUCAUCGAUAUCGUCGAAUUCACACCAUGGUGUGGCUCCAACGAUGCAAAGACUGUCAUGGGAACACUGAACAUCAUCUUCCAGUACUUCGAUGCUAUUGUUAACUCUCAGCAAGUCAUGCAGAGAAUGAAAUGCAUCGGUGACUGUUACAUGGCUGCUGGUGGUAUCUUCGCUGAAGUUUCUAACGCUGUUCAAAACGCUAAGGAAGCUGUUGAUUUCGGUCUUCAGGCUUUGGACGCUGUAGAGCGCGUUGACAAGGAGCAGAACCAGAAACUUAGGAUCAGAGUCGGUGUAAACGUUGGUGGUCCUUUGGUUGCUGGUGUUUUGGGUACUGAAAAGCCAACAUUCGAAAUCUUCGGCCCUGUCAUCGUUAUGGCUCAACAAAUGGAACACAACGGUGUACCAAUGAAGGUACACAUCUCUCGUGCUGUUUACGAACUUAUUUAUGGUGGUCAGUAUAAGAUCGAAGAGCGUGGUGAAAUCCAGAUCAAGCAAGGAAGGGUCGUCACUUACUUAGUUUCACGCUAA
This is a messenger RNA of Trichomonas vaginalis G3, 2142 nucleotides long. RefSeq names its product guanylate cyclase protein. The record is from RefSeq and is a predicted model, not a curated record. Gene Ontology annotation, biological process: cGMP biosynthetic process; intracellular signal transduction; receptor guanylyl cyclase signaling pathway. The coding region runs from base 1 to 2142 and encodes 713 amino acids. NCBI's taxonomy places the organism in Eukaryota, Parabasalia, Trichomonadida, Trichomonadidae. The transcript has a single exon. Gene Ontology annotation, molecular function: guanylate cyclase activity; peptide receptor activity.